AACAGGCGAUGUUAUGAUUAGCUCAGUAAUUUGUACAGAACUCAAAUGUCGAUGAUGAUAUUGAGGUUUUUAGGGACUUUUAUGUAGGGUGAAAACCUAUCUAAUGUUGUUUAGCAGCGCUUGGAUGGGUUUUAUUGACGCUGAAAAGAGAGGCAAAACUACCUUACCCGUCAGCCCCUUGGGUUCGGGUUUCUAGUCACCUGGUGGUCAGUGUUGUCGUCCCACUACUCUGCCGCUGACUGGCUGAAGUCAAACAGCUCCAAUCUGUCUGCUGUCACCGCGUAUCCAACACGACCUGAGCUCCUCACACCGGACUAGUCUUCUGCGAUGGGAAUACUGAGCCGAGAGUAACUGCUGGAAGGACGACGUUUUCCUCAGCGGUGAAAAUUCAUCAUGAUGUCUAUGACGUUUUACGUGUCAAGCAGUGUACAGUUGCUGUUUGACUUCUGGGACGUGAACAACCCUGCAGGGAUGGUGCUGUCCGUGUUCGUCGUCUUGCUGCUGUCGUUUUUCUACGAGCUGCUUAAAGUGUUCCGUCAGUCGAUGAAUUUGCCUCAGAUGGCGCCACUUCGGACUCCAUACAAGGUACCGCCAUCCUGCAGCAGUCCAGAGAUGCAUGGCACCACCUCAGAAUCCUCGUUGGCUCCUAUAGAGACGGGUCUGACCACUGCCGACCCCAAGAACAGCUGGUUGACGCACUUCGUGCAGACGAUACUCCACAUGCUGCAGGUGAUUCUGGGCUACCUGCUGAUGCUCUGCGUCAUGUCCUACAACACCUGGAUCUUCCUCGCCGUCAUCGCUGGCUCAGUACUCGGUUAUUUCAUAUUAUUUCCUCUGCUGGAACGAAUGCAACAGCGUGGAUACGUCUGACUAACAUAAGACAUUUGACUGUGUUUCAGUCACUAGUUCUAAAUGCCAAAGUAAUUUUCUAACUCAUUUGAAGAUGUAAGUAGAAUGUGUCAUGUAAUAUUAAUUGUUUGAUUUAAAAGGGGAACACCAGUAUUUUAAACUUGGGCUCUGUUUCUAAAUGUUUUUUGGUUCUUUUCAUUUGGGACAAAAGCUAUUUCAAUAAGUGCUCUAUUGGGUUUUGAACACCGAUAUCUCAAAGGGCUAACCACCUAUAUAAUGUAAUUGUAUGGGGUGAGCAAAAAACAGAGUGAACUGCUUGUUGUCACCUAUGUCAUGAGGAGCGUCACUGUGGCAAUGAUCAUGUACAUAUGUACCUCACAAUAAAUGUUUUAAAGCUACAGUUAGCCACUUACUUUAACCUCCCGUUGUCUGGUACUGCAAGCCUCUGCUGAGGUGUUGCAAGUUGAUGGUGGAAUCAGUUGCAUAUUUUACUCUCUGAUGAGCCUCUGAGUGCUACCAGACACUUCUAUUGACAUUUUUCACCUGUUUGGUGGAGACAAGAAGCGGCUUUCAGCUUGCCCCAUACCGUUACACUGUGCGUUUUAGCCUUUUUGCAUUUUAAGUGAGUACUAUAGCAGUUAAACCACUGUUGUCCCAAGUGAAAAAAUAAUCCCAAAAAACAUCUAAAAAUAGAGCAAAGCUUGGAAAUAUUUCAGAUUUCCCCUUUAACCUGAUUUUGGGAAUAUUAUUGUUUUUACACAAAAUCUGUUGUUUGUUUUUUCUUAACUUCUUUUCAUUGUGUGUCUGAACUUUCACUCACUGAUGUCCAAAGUUUUAAAUACCUCCUGUGUAAUACACCCAAUUUCUCAUUUUCAUAAUGUGAUAGAAUGAUCAAAUUCUAUUCAGUAUAUCUGUAUUAAAUAGCCAUUAUGUCCUGUGAGCUUUUGGCUUUUUCAAGGCUCAUGUAAUAGGCAUUUAUUUCUUCAGAAGACAAGAAGGGAGUGCUUCUUUUUUUUUACCGAAUACCUAGUUAACAUUUAGUAGAUUCAAAGAAAGCAAAAUUGACAUUUUAAUUGACCACUGCAGAAUAAGAAAUCAGCCUUUCGUGACAUUAACCGUAAUUUUUGCAGGUACUGUAAUGCUUUGAUUAUUGUGCAACACUGUUUUACGCACACACACAGAGGUGUUUUUAGACACUAAACUGUCCUGUUUAUUCUAACUCCAUUUGAAUCAACUACAUAUUUUAAAUAAUGAACGCUGACUCUUUCCUUUUUUGUGGUGUUGAUGAAACUUGCAGUUGAAGCAGAUCACUGCAGGUUAAGGUCACAAGAUGCACUUUGAGGAAUUGACUCAAACACAUGAUUUGUAUUUUUUACCUUGUAAAGGCCUCUGACAGGUCACAGAAAUCAUUUACCAACUACACACAGCUAGAAUGUGGUAAACUAUUGUUAUAACUGAUUUUGAGUGUGAGAACCAUAUAUUGUAAAGAAAGUAAAAACAAAAAAACCAAAAACAAUUUAAGAUCUGAGUUGAAAUGACACUUUCAACUUUUGAAUAAAACUACUGAUUUGUACCAACUAA
This is a messenger RNA of Thalassophryne amazonica, 2430 nucleotides long. It is a transcript of the gene slc31a2, whose product is annotated as solute carrier family 31 member 2. Gene Ontology annotation, biological process: copper ion transmembrane transport. NCBI's taxonomy places the organism in Eukaryota, Metazoa, Chordata, Actinopteri, Batrachoidiformes, Batrachoididae. The coding region runs from base 394 to 870 and encodes 158 amino acids. Gene Ontology annotation, molecular function: copper ion transmembrane transporter activity. Gene Ontology annotation, cellular component: membrane. The record is from RefSeq and is a predicted model, not a curated record. The transcript is spliced from 4 exons.